UCGGACAUGAACCCCCAUUACUGGUGAGCAUACCCUGCACUAGCUGCCUAUCUCACUCGCUCUCUUACCCUGUUUCAUUCUACCCCAUACCUUAACCAGUGCCCACACACUAGUUCAAACAGCCCUCUUCCUCUCUUCACCCUAAAAAAAAUAAGAAGAAAACCCACACUCGUCUGUUCCUCCCCUUGUCCGCCCCUCCGACCCAACCCUAAGCAGACAGACAAAACACAUUCUCUUGCUGCCUGUUCUUCACUCAGUCCUUCUCAUCCGCAGCCCUUGCUUCUUAUUCCUAUAUCUGCACCUUGUCUGGACACAACAUAGCGCGACGGCGAGACUUUGACCCCCCUACAGGACAAGACGGGUCUCGGUGUAAUUGGGCUGAUCAGUAUACUAACGAGCAGAGACACACUCAAGAUAACAAAUCGGCAUGGCUGCCCCCACCCCCUCCUCGUCCUCGGUUGCUACCCCUUCGACUCCACUUUCGCUGCGGACCGCAACCGCAGUCUCCGCCACGAACCAGCACCAGGACCCACGCUCAAUCAACUCCCCAGGCGCCAGCCUCACAUCCCCGCAUCCACCCUCGCAAUAUCACCAUCAUCACCACCAUCAUCCUGACCCUCAUCCGCCGCCCGUCUUCCUCCACCCUGCGUCCGUCGCUGCAACGGAUCCGUCUUCCUCCACAGGCGAAACCUCCUCAAGGUACUACCACCCACAGCAGCAACAUCAGCACAGCCACCAACACGUCCACCCUCCAUCGCACCCGCACCAGCACCCGCACCAGCACCAUCAACAGCAUGUGCCUGCUUCCUACUCCCACUUCCCUCUCAAUAAUCACCAGCAUUACUCUUACUCGUCGUCACUGCCAGCAGACUCGUUUCCCCGCACCCUCUCCAGGACAUCGACCUAUGAUCAGGACGCACGCCGCCGCCAGUCGUCUAGCUCAUCUUCCUUCGUCCAACCUUCCUCUUAUCGUCCUCUGCACCAGUCCACCUACCCUCCGGCGUCAUCCUCAUCUCACUCCGCAAGCGAGGCAUCUUCUAGCUUAGGCAGCAACUCCAGCAGCGCCAGCGACAGCGUCAAUCAUAGCAACAUCAGUAGUAACCUGCCCGAGUACUCGUAUCCUAUGACGCCCUCUCAAAGGCUGCAUCGAGAUCAUUAUCGUCCGCUCCAGCUGUCGCACCAUCGCCCUCAUCGUGAACAUCAGCAGACACACCAUCAGCCAUCGCAUGGGCAGUUGCCAAACUAUCACAGCCAAGGGCCCUCCCAUGGGAACCCUAAGGAACACCACUUUUUAUUAAAGCAAGCAGAGAGGCCGCACCUUGAUCCUUCUGAGCAACAGAAGUCGCCUCAAACUAGGAUACCGCCACCAAUCCGUACAAGAUGGAGCGACGGCGUAUCGCGCGACUGUCCACCGCUCUCUCUGCAGAGCGGAUUAAGCCAUUCGCAGAGCAUUCGCAGCGCUGACAGUCGGAUAUCGCCUGCCACUCCACGAUCAGUAUCUGCGCACGUGCCAAUGUCCAUCCUGCGCCAGUCCUCGUCUGAUUCAUAUUUUGCAGAGUCCCCACUCGACUAUCGGGAGCCCAACAGUCUUCGACAUACUAUCGCCAGUACUCUCCGAGGCAAGUAUGAUCAUGAGGAACACGACAUGGAGCGCUGCUCUGAACCAGAGGAUGCACGCAAGGGCGAAUGUGAGGACGAGGAUGAGUACGAAGAUGACAGCAUUCUACAAGGUCAAAUCAAGAAGCAAAAGCUCGGCGCUAUCGAUUUGAGGCUAUCGCUCGGUACCAAGACGAUGCCUCACUCCCGAAACACGCAGAGGAGCGCUGUUGAGCAGGGUGCCGAUGGGGCUGGGAAAGCAAGGGCAGGCACUAACGACGGCGGAGCAGAAGGAGAGGCUGGCGAGGAGGGGAGGCAGAGUGCCUUGACCUCAACGUCAAGCAGUCGCAAGCAGAGUAUGUCCGGCAGCGUUCACGGGGACGAAGCACCCGCAUGCAAAAGCAAAAAGGGCAAGGUUGCGGCACAGAAACGUGGCCUUCGACGCGCCUCACUUCCAGUAUCCAGUGAGGCUCUUGACCGAAUCGAGGACGACGCCCAGGCUGAGACAGGGCCCCAAUCAUUGGCUGGAAGAGGGCUCCGCAUUUACGCCCAACGCGUGUGCGAACAAGUAGAGGCUAAGCGUUCUACAUCGUACAACGAGCUUGUUCAUGAUCUCUUUGGUGGUAACGCGGGUGAAAAUGUGGAUGAACUUCCAGAGGCUCAUGGUCAAGAAAACAUUCGUCGCCGCGUGUACGAUGCUCUCAAUGUGCUUGAGGCGUUGGACAUAAUUUCGUUCGUCAAUAAGGACAUCCAUUGGGUCGGUAUUGAACAAUCGUCAGUCAUUCAUGAAGUCACGGAAAGUCAAACGGCAGCACCAGCCUUGGCGCAAGGUCAAGGACCAGGUGAUGGCGGUGACGAUGAAAGCGAGGAGCCUGAGGACGACGACAUGGAGAUUGAGAAAUUGCAGAGAGAAGUUGAUGCGAUGAGGCUUCAGAACAAUUUGGAGCAAGCCAAAUUGCAGGACCAGCUUACUCGACACGUGCAAGUUUUGAAUCUCGUUAAACGGAAUAAGCGAAGAGAGGCUAAAGAUGAGGAAAGGGAGGAGCGUAGGCGACAACGAAAGGAGGAGAAGCGUGUCCGGGCUAUGAUGAUCGAUCAGGAUCCGACCAUGACCGAUGUCGGCCCUCUAGGGGCAAGUGACCACAAUGAUGAUACGCGCCAGAAGUCAGACCGUCCUCGACGCCGUCGAAUUCAUCGGCAUUCAUCAGGACAACCAGAGGGUCAAGUGGAAGCAAGCGGCGCAGAUGGUAUGGAAGAGGAACAGGAGGGGGAGGAAGAGGAAGAGGAAGCGCGUCGCAGGCGAAAGCAAGAACGGCGAGAGAGGCGUGAACGCAAGGAUAAGCGAGCUCAGCGGAGGCUCGAAAAGGAACAGGAAAAAGUCCAGCUGCCGUUUGUGGUUGUGCGCAUGCCUGGAUACACUGGCCAGAGCUCAGACUCCGAAUCAAGCAUCUCUGUCAUGCGAAGUGUCCGUGCGGAUCAAAAGUCUAGAAGGAGCGACAAGGGCAAGCGACAGGGAUCCACAGGCCAGGAGACGACAAUGGUUGAGAUUCAAAUCCCUCAACAGGACGAGCUAAGCAUCAUCUCCGACACAGAAAUCCUCGGGGACCUUGGAUUCAACACGGUGUCAGUAAAUGAGCUGGAGACCAUGCUUCCCAAGAGCUUGGUUGACGCAGUCCAAUAUACUGUCAACGCUGAGGAGGACCUGCGUUCUUCUAGAGAAAACUCGACAGCGGCCGGAAAUGGCGUUCAGGCAGCCACCAGUAUCACAGUUCGGGGUGGCUUCGAGCGAGAGAUUGUGCGAGCCGCAAGCGAAGAUGCCUCCAGCAAUGCCUGAGCGCAUUUCGUCCUCCUUUUCAAUUCUGUUUGUUAGACCGUAUAUUCGUUAUUGUUCAUUAUUUUAGUCGUUUGGUCCUUGUACAUUAGCCUUUUGUAUUAUAAUAAUAUAAGUCUACCUUCUUCAUCCC
Messenger RNA from Gamsiella multidivaricata, 3560 nucleotides. RefSeq lists its product as uncharacterized. The record is from RefSeq and is a predicted model, not a curated record. Gene Ontology annotation, cellular component: nucleus; transcription regulator complex. Gene Ontology annotation, molecular function: DNA-binding transcription factor activity, RNA polymerase II-specific; RNA polymerase II transcription regulatory region sequence-specific DNA binding. The transcript has 7 exons. Lineage: Eukaryota; Fungi; Mortierellomycota; Mortierellomycetes; Mortierellales; Mortierellaceae. Gene Ontology annotation, biological process: regulation of cell cycle; regulation of transcription by RNA polymerase II. The coding region runs from base 428 to 3430 and encodes 1000 amino acids.